AUGUCUGCUCCCGCGACCGAAACGCCCACCUCGCUGGCCGCCAUCGCCAAGAGCGUCCUCAGCGGUGACACGAUCGUCUUGCGCGGCAAGGUCGUGCAACCCAACGCCCUUCCACGUGAGAAGGUUCUCCACCUCGCCGACCUGACUGCGCCGCGCCUCGGUUCCCGCGACCGCGAGGACGAGCCCUGGGCUUUCGAGUCGCGCGACUUCCUCCGCUCGCUCGUCGUAGGCAAGGAAGUCUCGUUCAGCAUCUCGUACACGGUUCCCUCCGCCUCGAACCCCUCGCAGCCUCUCGAGUUCGGCAUCGUCUAUGUCAUCAACCCGACAGAUGGCAGCGAGCUCGACGUCGCAGCCGAACUCGUCCGCAGCGGAUGGGCCAAAGUUCGCGACAGCUCGAAGCGCGACCAGGCUCACGGCGACAACGAGGACGGCCAGGCUGUUGCGCAGCGCCGUGCGUACCUCCGCGACCUCGAGGAGGAGGCCAAGAUCGUCGGCAGGGGACUGUGGAGUUCGGACAGGGCGCCGCAGCGCCAAGUCGACUACAUGAUGCCCGAGGACCCGGUCGCCUUCCUCCAGCAGUACAAGGGCAAGUCGCUGGAUGCCAUCGUCGAGGGUGUCACCAACGGCUCGCAGGUCCGCGUUCGCCUCCUCCUGUCGCCGGAGCACCACCAGAUGAUCAACCUCGGUAUCGCCGGCAUCCGCGCACCUCGCUCGGGCAACCUGUCUGGCCGCGAGGAGCUGCAAGGCGAGGAGCUCGGAGACGAGAGUCGCUUCUUUGUCGAGUCCCGUCUCCUGCAGCGCCUCAUCAAGGUCACCAUCCUCAGCUUGCCUACGCCCACGCCUGCACCCGCCUCGCUCAGCAACGGAUCCGCCUCUUCAGCCUCUCAGCAGCCUCAGCAAGUCUCCCUGUUCCUCGGCACGGUCCACCACCCGGCGGGCAACAUUGCGGCACUCCUCAUGAGCGUCGGACUCGCCCGCAUCGUCGACUGGCACGCUGGCUUCCUCGCCUCUUCGCCGACGCCCAACAUGAUGUCCGAGCUGCGCCGCGGCGAGCUUGAGGCCAAGGCGAACCGCCGGGGCCUCUUCAAGGACGCUGUCAUGCCCGCGACGAACGGCGCUGGCUCGUCUGCCGCCAAGGGCUUCACGGCUAUCGUUAUGCGCGUCUGGGGCGCCGACAUGCUCAGCAUUGUCAAGGAAGGCGAAGCGACCGAACGUCGCGUGCAGCUCGCAUCCGUCCGCCAGCCUCGCCCGUCCGACGCCAAGCUCGCCGGCCUCCAGCUCGAGGGCAAGGAGAUGCUCCGCAAGAAGCUCAUCGGCAAGCCCGUCAACGUCGUUAUUGACUAUGUCAAGCCUGCCGAGGGCGACUACGAGGAGCGCGAAUGCGCGACCGUCCGCCUGCCGAACGGCCAGAACGUCGCCGAGGUCCUCGUCGAGCGCGGCUUGCUCGGCGUCCUCCGCCACAGGCAGGGCGACGACCAGCGCUCGUCCGACUACGAUCGCCUCAUGGCUGCCGAAGCGCGUGCGAUCGACGACAAGCGUGGCAUUCACUCGGGCAAGGAGUUCCCUGCGCCCAGGAUCGUCGACGCGAGCGAGUCGGCGCACAAGGCUGCGCCGUUCCUGAGCCAGUUCAAGCGCAUGGGCCGGUUCCCUGCUGUCGUCGACUAUGUCGCAUCCGGCAGUCGCUUCAAGAUCUGGGUUCCCAAGCAAGACGCCAAGCUCACGCUCGUCCUCUCGCACAUCCGUGCUCCUCGUACCGCUCGCAACGCAAACGAGAAGAGCGAGCCCUACGGUGCAGAGGCUGCGACCUUCUCGUCGAGGCGGCUCUUGCAGCGCGACGUCGAGGUGCAGGUCGAGGCAACCGACAAGAGUGGCGGCUUCAUCGGCAGGCUCUUCCACAACGGUCAGGACGUCGCGGCUGCUCUCGUCCGCGAAGGUCUCGCCCGCGUUGACGAGUACUCGAACGCCAAGGAGCUCUGGACUGCGCAGGAGGAGGCGCAGAAGGCUCGCAAGAACCUCUGGUCCAACUACGACCCCGAGGCCGAGGCUCUCGCAAACGGCGACGCGGCCGCUGCUGGACAGUCUGUGCAGCCCAGGAAGGAGUACGUCGACGUAGUCGUCAGCGAGGUUCGGGGCGGAACGGAGACCGAGCCUUUCAGGUUCGCGGUGCAGAUCCUGCAGAACGGCGGCAUUCCCGAGCUCGAGAAGCUCAUGUCGGACCUGACCGUCUUCCACAAGGAGGCCGACGUUACGCCCGCCGGCUUCACUCCUCGCUCUGGCGAGCUCGUCUCGGCGCAGUUCUCCGUUGACAACGCGUGGUACCGUGCCAAGGUCCGCAAGAGCAACCCAGCGAAGAAGCAGGCGGAGGUUCUCUACAUCGACUACGGCAACGUCGAAGUCCUGCCCUUCUCUCGUCUCCGCCCUCUCGCCGCGCAGUUCAAGUCGCUCGAAGGCCAAGCAAAGGAGGCUACGCUGUCCUUCGUCUCGCUUCUCGACUGGCGCACAGACUACGGUGCCGACUCGAUUGAGCGCUUCCGGGAGAUCUGCGAGGGCCAGCAGCUCGUCGCCAACAUUGACGCGCGCGAAGCCAACCUCCUGCACCUCUCGCUUUUCGACCCGAACGACCCCCACUCGCUCUCCGCCAACGAGAACUCGAUCAACGUCCAGCUCGUCCGCGAAGGUCUCGCACGCAUCGACCAGCGAUCGCGCCUCCGCGCAGCAUACCCGCAGGUCGUCAAGGCCCUGGAGGCUGCGAAGGACGAAGCGCGAAGGCGCCGUCUCGGAGCGUACGAGAUGGGAGACAUCCUUGAGGAUUAG
Rhodotorula toruloides NP11 is the source of this 2814-nucleotide messenger RNA. RefSeq names its product transcription factor (Snd1/p100). The coding region runs from base 1 to 2814 and encodes 937 amino acids. Gene Ontology annotation, cellular component: RISC complex; nucleus; cytosol. The transcript has 7 exons. Gene Ontology annotation, biological process: regulatory ncRNA-mediated gene silencing; mRNA catabolic process. Gene Ontology annotation, molecular function: nuclease activity; RNA binding. The record is from RefSeq and is a predicted model, not a curated record. NCBI's taxonomy places the organism in Eukaryota, Fungi, Basidiomycota, Microbotryomycetes, Sporidiobolales, Sporidiobolaceae.